Aspergillus nidulans FGSC A4 is the source of this 942-nucleotide messenger RNA. RefSeq lists its product as uncharacterized. The record is from RefSeq and is a predicted model, not a curated record. Bases 142 to 942 code for a protein of 266 amino acids. The transcript is spliced from 3 exons. Lineage: Eukaryota; Fungi; Ascomycota; Eurotiomycetes; Eurotiales; Aspergillaceae.
CAGAUAAGCGUUGGAAUUCUCAUUUUUGGUCUAUAUUUAUUUGGCCUUUUGAAUCUUUUUCCAUUAUCUGCGUGCAUUACACUCAUUUAUACCUCGGUCUGACGAUUUUUCUGCCCUGCCAAAUCUUUUUUACGCGACGCUAUGAGCACAAAACAACCAACUGGUGACGCCUGGGAUGAUGACUGGGAAUCGCAAGCCGACAGACUAGCCGCUGAACCCACCCCGCCUCCACCGGAAAAGAAAGUGUCGUCCAAAGUGACCAAGGCCCAACGCCGAGCUCAGCAGCUGGAGUUCAACCGCCAACUGUGGGCCGAAGCCGAAUCUCCGCAAACAUUCCACUUCUACGAAACCACUUCGGAUGUGCCCCUCAAACAAGACUUUAAACCCACUGUCACCGUGCUCAGUCGCAAUCCUCAGAUCGUCGCCAGACAAUCGUCGGCCGCCGGGGCUGCGGCCGGUAUUGCGCAAAUGGAUCUGAAUGCCGAUGAGUCGGAUGAGGAAAAGCCGCCGGAGCCUACCCCAGAAGAACGCCAGGCAAUGGCGCUGAGAAACCGCGAGGAGAAGCAGCGCAAAUACGAAGAAGUGCGCGAAAGGCUGUUUGGUACCCCAUCCGCGCCGACUUCUGGGGCAUCCUCUCCACGAAGUGCGACUCCACCGAGACAAGAAGGCCGAGGAAAAGGUAGAACUCGAGGAAACGGGAGGGACAAUAACAAUCGAGACCGGAGAGAUCAGUCUGCCGCGUCAGGCAAGUCGAAGCAACUCUACGACCCGGCUUCUCCAUCCAGGCCCAAUUCGUCCUAUGGUAGAAAAGACUGGCAGAGUGGUGACAAAAAUCACGCCGACCAACUUCAGUCCCCCCGUCAACCAAUCCGCAACCCUCGCGGACCGGAUGGUAGCGGAAGGGGUGGCUUUAGGGCACACCGAGGAGCGAAAACACCCUAG